This is a messenger RNA of Cadophora gregata, 993 nucleotides long. RefSeq lists its product as uncharacterized. The transcript is spliced from 4 exons. Gene Ontology annotation, cellular component: nucleus. Bases 1 to 993 code for a protein of 330 amino acids. Gene Ontology annotation, molecular function: ATP binding; protein serine/threonine kinase activity. Gene Ontology annotation, biological process: mitotic DNA damage checkpoint signaling; protein phosphorylation. Lineage: Eukaryota; Fungi; Ascomycota; Leotiomycetes; Helotiales; Ploettnerulaceae. The record is from RefSeq and is a predicted model, not a curated record.
AUGCCAUCAACGAACAGGAUAUUGGCAGUAUCGAAGCCCCUUGGUUUGGCUGGCUCAACUGGACGUUGUUAUCUAUUCAAAAAGUUGAUCCAGGAAAGACCACACCUAGGCCGCGUUUGGUUAGCAUCAUCUGGGAACGAUGAUUUCAUCUUGAAAGACAUCCCGGAAACUAUAUUCUCAGCUUUUAAUGAGAACAUUCGACUAAGGCUUCCUCGAUCUCCCCGCAUUCGCUUACCAUUGGAUACCAUCCCUGAACAACGUAUAUUUGUGUACAAAUACCUGAAUGAUGAUUUUUUAAGUCUAGUUCGGAAGCGAAUCUCUGUCCGAGCUAGGAAAGAGAUCCUCAAAGCUACUUUACAAGGAAUUGCAGAUAUUCACGACCAGGAUAUUGUACAUUUAGAUAUCAAGCCUGACAACAUCUUGGUCGAUUAUCGUCAUGUUGACGAAGAAGUUAUAGUGGAACAGGUGCAAAUCUCCGAUCUUGAAAAUGCAGCGUAUCUCCCAAAGCCUAGCUGUAUCAAAGGAAUGUUAGCUGGAAAUGAGAACUGGCGCAGCCCAGAGGGACACUUUAAGGGAGAGCUCAACAAACCAUCCGACUUAUACUCAUUCGGACUAGUCUGCCUCUAUGCUGUCCUUGAGCGUGUCAUACAAGGGAUUGAUGAUGACUUCAAAUUGCACCUUUCGAAAGGCACACUUCCUGCGUUGAUUCGCCUGCAACGACAAAUAUCGUAUUUUGGAGACAAAGAAGGGUUGAAAGGGCUUAUGAAGCACGUCGGUGAUGAAGAAGUGAACUGUGAGGUUCUUGGAAUGCUUUGGGAGGAGCGACGGGCGGACUACAUCCCAUAUGUGCAGUUCUCAGAUUGGACAGAUGUUGACUCGACAUUCAAGGACUUAAUUCGAGGGUUGAAUCAUCUGGAUCCCUCACAGCGGCUUACAGCUCGUCAGGCAUUGGAACAUCCCUGGUUUGCAAGCAUCGAAAUUGCUUCCUUGUAG